AAAUAACAGUUAUGAUAAUUACAUUGAUAUUUAUCAUGAGUAAAACUAGAGGCGAAGUCAUGGCUACGUAUAAUUUACAGGAUACUGACAAAGGAGUCUCUAUCGAAAGCCAUUCUGGUUUGGAUUCACAGCCAACUCUUGAUUGGCCUAGCCAAAGUAAUUACAGACCUUAUAAUGGUUCUUACUAUAUGGGAUUUAAUGAUGGCCAUAAUCAGUAA
This is a messenger RNA of Moneuplotes crassus, 218 nucleotides long. The record is from the annotation of a GenBank genome assembly. Lineage: Eukaryota; Ciliophora; Spirotrichea; Euplotida; Euplotidae.